Molecule: messenger RNA, 6016 nt
Organism: Teleopsis dalmanni
Lineage: Eukaryota; Metazoa; Arthropoda; Insecta; Diptera; Diopsidae
Gene: RpII215
Product: DNA-directed RNA polymerase II subunit RPB1
Exons: 10
Coding region: 294-5939 (1881 amino acids)
Biological process (GO): transcription by RNA polymerase II
Cellular component (GO): RNA polymerase II, core complex
Molecular function (GO): DNA binding
Source: RefSeq, a predicted model, not a curated record
GAUUUCGCAGUAGUCGCAGUGGUUCGUAGUAAGUGCGCGUUACAGAAGUCAAGAAUUUAUUUUGUGUAUUGCAUGUGAAAUAAAAAUGAUAAAAGCAAAAUGUUUUGAUAAUUCUUCUUAACAAUUAUUGAAUAUUUUUCUCUAUUAUAGAUUUAAGAGUUAUAAUAAAAAAAAUAUUUCUGAGAAACACGACAGCAAAAGCGACAGACCAACGAAGUGAAAUCACAUUCGCAACGUUGUGAAAAUCUAUUCGUAAUAGAAAACUCCUGUUAAGGACGUUUUAACUCAUAAAUAUGAGUACUAACGAUUCCAAGGCGCCUUUGCGCCAGGUGAAGCGAGUACAGUUUGGCAUAUUAUCUCCUGAUGAAAUUCGGCGUAUGUCAGUAACCGAAACGGGGGUACAGUUUGCUGAAACAAUGGAGGGUGGAAGGCCUAAAUUGGGUGGAUUGAUGGAUCCACGGCAAGGCGUUAUUGAUCGUACGUCUCGAUGUCAGACUUGUGCUGGAAACAUGACGGAGUGUCCAGGGCACUUUGGACAUAUAGACUUAGCAAAACCAGUUUUCCAUAUUGGUUUCAUAACAAAAACAAUUAAAAUACUUAGAUGUGUGUGUUUCUACUGCUCAAAACUACUGGUUUCCCCACAUAAUCCAAAGAUAAAGGAAAUUGUAAUGAAAUCAAAAGGACAACCACGCAAACGUUUAAGUCAUGUCUAUGAUUUGUGCAAAGGUAAAACUAUUUGCGAAGGUGGUGAGGAUAUGGAUAUGACGAAGGAUGGGCAACCUAAUGAUCCUAAUAAGAAACAGGGCCAUGGUGGUUGCGGUCAUUACCAACCUUCAAUAAGGCGUACAGGUUUAGAAUUGAGUGCUGAAUGGAAACAUGUUAAUGAGGAUUCACAGGAAAAGAAAAUACUUGUAACUGCAGAAAGAGUAUGGGAAAUUCUUAAACACAUAACAGAUGAGGAAUGCUUUAUAUUGGGUAUGGAUCCUAAGUUUGCACGUCCUGAUUGGAUGAUUGUGACCGUGUUGCCAGUACCACCACUAGCUGUACGACCAGCUGUUGUAAUGUUUGGGGCAGCUAAGAAUCAGGACGAUUUAACUCACAAAUUGGCUGAUAUUAUAAAAUCAAACAAUGAAUUGAAAAAGAAUGAAUCUUCUGGUGCAGCAGCACACGUCAUACAAGAAAACAUUAAAAUGCUACAAUUUCAUGUAGCUACACUUGUUGAUAAUGAUAUGCCUGGUAUGCCACGUGCAAUGCAAAAAUCUGGUAAACCAUUAAAAGCGAUAAAGGCGCGCUUAAAGGGCAAAGAAGGGCGUAUUCGUGGUAAUUUGAUGGGUAAACGUGUUGAUUUUUCUGCACGUACUGUUAUUACACCAGAUCCCAACCUACGUAUUGAUCAAGUUGGUGUGCCUCGUUCAAUUGCACAAAACUUGACUUUUCCGGAGUUAGUAACGCCCUUUAAUAUUGAUCGUAUGCAAGAGCUUGUUCGUCGCGGUAAUUCACAAUAUCCUGGAGCAAAAUACAUAGUCCGUGAUAAUGGCGAACGUAUAGAUUUAAGAUUUCAUCCAAAACCAUCAGAUUUACAUUUACAAUGUGGUUACAAAGUAGAACGUCAUUUACGUGAUGAUGAUUUGGUAAUUUUCAAUCGGCAACCUACGCUUCACAAAAUGAGUAUGAUGGGGCAUCGCGUUAAAGUGUUGCCGUGGUCUACAUUUCGUAUGAAUUUAUCCUGUACUUCCCCAUAUAACGCUGAUUUUGACGGUGAUGAAAUGAACUUGCAUGUACCACAAUCUAUGGAAACACGUGCCGAAGUGGAAAACAUACAUAUCACUCCACGUCAAAUCAUUACACCACAGGCAAAUAAACCUGUUAUGGGUAUUGUGCAAGAUACUUUAACAGCUGUUCGAAAAAUGACAAAACGUGAUGUUUUCAUAACACGUGAGCAAAUGAUGAACUUGCUAAUGUUCUUGCCCACUUGGGAUGGAAAGAUGCCACAACCUUGUAUAUUAAAACCACGUCCGUUAUGGACAGGAAAACAAAUAUUUUCAUUGAUUAUACCUGGAAAUGUGAAUAUGAUACGCACACAUUCCACACAUCCUGAUGAAGAGGAUGAUGGUCCAUAUAAAUGGAUUUCACCAGGUGACACAAAAGUAAUGGUAGAACAUGGUGAACUUAUUAUGGGCAUAUUGUGCAAGAAAACAUUGGGUACUUCGGCUGGUUCUCUACUUCAUAUUGUAUUCUUGGAAUUGGGUCAUGAGAUCGCAGGUCGCUUUUAUGGUAACAUUCAGACUGUAAUAAACAAUUGGUUACUGUUAGAAGGUCACAGUAUCGGUAUUGGUGAUACAAUUGCUGAUCCUCAGACCUAUAAUGAAAUUCAGAUGGCAAUCAAAAAAGCCAAAGAUGAUGUCAUAAAUGUCAUUCAAAAGGCACAUAACAUGGAGUUGGAACCCACACCCGGUAACACAUUGAGGCAGACAUUCGAAAAUCAAGUAAAUCGUAUUCUAAAUGAUGCUCGUGACAAAACUGGUGGUUCAGCUAAGAAAUCUUUAACUGAAUAUAAUAAUCUAAAGGCUAUGGUGGUCUCAGGUUCUAAGGGUUCAAAUAUUAACAUUUCUCAAGUUAUUGCUUGCGUGGGUCAGCAAAACGUAGAAGGUAAACGUAUUCCGUACGGUUUUCGCAAGCGCACUUUGCCACAUUUCAUUAAAGACGAUUACGGUCCUGAAUCUAGAGGGUUUGUAGAAAAUUCAUAUCUUGCCGGUCUGACACCAUCCGAAUUUUACUUUCACGCUAUGGGUGGUCGUGAAGGUCUUAUCGAUACAGCUGUAAAAACUGCUGAAACUGGUUACAUUCAGCGUCGUUUGAUAAAGGCUAUGGAGUCUGUUAUGGUUAAUUAUGAUGGCACUGUUAGAAAUUCUGUUGGCCAAUUGAUUCAGUUACGUUAUGGUGAAGACGGUCUUUGUGGUGAAACAGUGGAAUUUCAAAAUUUACCAACAGUAAAACUGUCAAAUAAAUCCUUUGAAAAGCGAUUUAAAUUUGAUUGGUCCAAUGAGCGGUACAUGCGUAAAGUUUUCACUGAUGAAGUUAUUAAAGAAUUAAGUGAAAGUGGAUCCGCAUUACCGGAGUUAGAAAUUGAGUGGGAACAAUUGUGUCGAGAUCGCGAAGCAUUACGUGAAAUUUUUCCCAACGGCGAUUCCAAGGUUGUAUUGCCUUGCAAUUUGCAAAGAAUGAUUUGGAAUGUACAAAAGAUUUUCCACAUAAAUAAACGUAUGCCUACUGAUUUGUCUCCUCUGCGUGUGAUUAGCGGUGUACGCGAUUUGUUACAACGCUGCGUCAUUGUAGUUGGCAAUGAUCGCUUGUCGAAACAAGCAAACGAAAACGCUACUUUGCUCUUCCGUUGCUUGGUACGUUCAACGCUUUGUACCAAAUAUGUAGCUGAAGAGUUUCGAUUGUCCACAGAGGCUUUCGAGUGGUUAAUUGGUGAAAUCGAGACAAGAUUCCAACAGGCUCAAGCUAAUCCAGGCGAAAUGGUGGGUGCUUUAGCUGCCCAAAGUUUGGGUGAACCUGCCACACAGAUGACAUUGAAUACUUUCCAUUUUGCUGGUGUAUCUUCGAAAAACGUAACUUUGGGUGUACCGCGUCUCAAAGAAAUUAUUAAUAUUUCGAAGAAGCCAAAGGCUCCUUCACUUACUGUUUUUCUAACUGGUGGUGCAGCUCGUGAUGCCGAAAAGGCUAAAAACGUUUUGUGUCGUUUAGAACAUACAACUUUAAGAAAAGUUACUGCUAACACAGCUAUUUAUUAUGAUCCAGAUCCCCAACGUACAGUUAUAUCGGAGGAUCAAGAAUUUGUGAAUGUUUAUUAUGAAAUGCCUGAUUUUGAUCCAACCCGCAUUUCACCUUGGCUACUGCGUAUUGAGUUGGAUCGUAAACGUAUGACAGAUAAAAAAUUAACUAUGGAACAAAUUGCUGAAAAAAUAAAUGCAGGAUUCGGUGAUGAUCUAAAUUGUAUAUUUAACGAUGACAAUGCUGACAAGCUUGUGUUGCGUAUACGUAUUAUGAACAAUGAAGAGAAUAAAUUUCAAGAUGAGGAUGAGGCUGUCGAUAAGAUGGAAGAUGACAUGUUUCUGCGUUGCAUUGAAGCAAAUAUGUUGUCUGAUAUGACAUUACAAGGCAUUGAAGCGAUUGGAAAAGUAUACAUGCAUUUGCCACAAACAGACAGCAAAAAACGUAUUAUUAUAACUGAAACGGGAGAAUUUAAAGCUAUUGGAGAAUGGCUAUUGGAAACUGAUGGUACAUCAAUGAUGAAAGUAUUGUCGGAACGAGAUGUUGACCCAGUACGAACCUCGUCGAAUGAUAUUUGUGAAAUUUUCACAGUAUUGGGUAUUGAAGCUGUACGUAAAUCUGUUGAGAAAGAGAUGAACGCUGUAUUGCAGUUCUAUGGUCUUUACGUGAACUAUCGUCAUUUGGCCUUGUUGUGUGACGUAAUGACAGCAAAAGGUCACUUGAUGGCCAUUACACGUCACGGUAUAAAUCGUCAAGAUACUGGUGCUUUAAUGAGAUGUUCUUUUGAGGAAACUGUUGAUGUGUUGAUGGAUGCUUCUGCACAUGCAGAAACUGAUCCUAUGAGAGGAGUGUCGGAAAAUAUAAUUAUGGGACAAUUACCUAAAAUGGGAACUGGUUGCUUUGAUCUAUUAUUGGAUGCAGAAAAAUGUCGUUACGGUAUUGAAAUACCAAGUACUUUAGGUCCAAAUAUGCUUGCAGGUUCUGCAAUGUUCUUUGGUGCGGGUGCAACGCCUAGUAUGACACCGCCACAGACACCAUGGAUAAAUUGCAGUACACCACGUUAUUUCUCACCAACUGGACAACUGGGUAUGACACCUGGUGGUCCUAGUUUUUCACCAUCAACAUCUGAAGUAUCUGGCAUGUCACCAAGUUGGUCACCAAACCAUCCCGGAUCGUCUCCGAAUUCUCCAGGGAUGUCUCCAUGCUUUACUCAAUCUCCAAGUCCGUCACCAUUAUAUUCGCCUACCAGUCCGAAUUAUAUAGUUUCAUCCCCUGUUGCGGCGUCACCUAAUUAUUCACCAUCUAGUCCUACAUACUCACCCUCUUCACCUAUGUACGUGUCUAGUCCGCGUUAUUCGUCAAAUACACCCAAUUACAACUCAGGUUCAACUGGGUAUUCUCCGGCCGGUAUAAAUUAUUUGUCCGCAUCGCCUGGUUAUUCACCAUCUUCAAACUUUACAUCAUCAAGUCCAUCAUUUUCUGGUGGUACAAUGCGGUUUUCACCAAAUAGCGCUUACUCUCCAACAUCUUCUAAUUAUUCUCCAAACUCACCCUCUUAUUCUCCCAAUUCACCAUCGUACUCACCCUCAAGCCCUUCCUACUCACCCAAUUCACCAAGUUAUUCACCGAAUUCACCAUCAUAUUCACCGUCAUCGCCAACGUAUACACCGGUUACACCGACCUAUUCUCCAAGUUCCCCAAGCUUUUCAAAAUCAAAUUAUUCUCCUGGUUCGGGCGUAUAUUCACCAACGGGUGGAAAUUAUUCGCCAUCUUCUCCAACCUAUUCGCCGCCAUCACCAUCGUAUGAUGGCUCACCAGGUUCUCCACGCUAUACACCAGUCUCAACAAAAUAUUCUCCAUCAUCGCCAGUCUUUUCGCCAACAUCGCCGGUGUAUUCUCCAAGUUCUCCGCAGCAUACACCACAUCAAUACAGCCCUACAGGCUCUAGUUAUUCCGGUACAAGUCAAAAUUACUCAGCUUAUUCCCCGAGCAGUCCUAAAUAUUCUCCAACAUCUCCAACGUCACCGACAUAUUCACCGAACGCACGUAACUAUUCUCCAACUUCACCCAUAUAUUCACCUACGUCGCUCUCGCAAGGUUAUAGUCCAACCAGUCCAGCCUAUUCCCCCAGUAGCCCACCAUAUGAUGAGAGUGACAGCUAAAUGACUAAACAACUUCAAAUUUUUUUCUUUAACUUAAUUGAUACUAUCUAAAUUUUAUUUGAUUACUUGAUUACUUG